Messenger RNA from Austrofundulus limnaeus, 2836 nucleotides. It is a transcript of the gene en2a, whose product is annotated as engrailed homeobox 2a. Gene Ontology annotation, molecular function: DNA-binding transcription factor activity, RNA polymerase II-specific; RNA polymerase II cis-regulatory region sequence-specific DNA binding. Gene Ontology annotation, biological process: multicellular organism development; neuron differentiation; regulation of transcription by RNA polymerase II. Bases 87 to 893 code for a protein of 268 amino acids. The transcript has 2 exons. Lineage: Eukaryota; Metazoa; Chordata; Actinopteri; Cyprinodontiformes; Rivulidae. The record is from RefSeq and is a predicted model, not a curated record. Gene Ontology annotation, cellular component: nucleus.
UCUUCGCGAAUUUCCUUGCCGCGGAGGGCGCAAUAAAGGGGCGAAGAGCGUAAAAAAAAAAAAAAAAGCGGCGAAAGUGAAUCAGUAUGGAAGAAAAUGGUCACGGCGACAGAGACGAGCGGCAGGAGUCGGCGGACGAGUCCAACAGAGCCAUCCUUCCCCUCCUACAGGCGCCGGGGAACCAGCAGAUCCCUCACCGGGUCACCAAUUUCUUCAUCGACAACAUCCUGCGGCCGGACUUCGGCCGGAAAAAGGACGCGGGCGCGCCGAACCGGGAGGAGAGCAGCAGCCCGGCGUCGCGGGAGAGCCACAACAGCCCCGCCGCACCUCAGACUGAGCCGGUGGGCAGCACGGUGCCGGCGGAGGGGACCUCCACUCCGCACGCGGUCACCGGGUCCAAAAAGCCCGCAAAAGCAGCCGAGGAGCCCCUGAAAGCCCGCGGAGAGAACGGAGACCAGUGCCUGAGCUCGGACUCGGACAGUUCCCAAGCCAGCUCGAACCAAUCCGCGUCUCAGCCCAUGCUGUGGCCAGCCUGGGUCUACUGCACCAGAUACUCGGACAGGCCUUCUUCAGGGCCGAGAUCUCGCAAACCAAAGAAGAAAACGACCAGYAAAGAGGACAAGCGACCACGGACGGCCUUCACAGCGGAGCAGCUACAAAGACUCAAAUCCGAGUUCCAGACAAAUCGGUACCUGACGGAGCAGAGGCGGCAGAACCUGGCGCAGGAGCUGGGCCUGAACGAGUCCCAGAUCAAGAUCUGGUUUCAGAACAAGCGGGCCAAAAUCAAGAAGGCCAGCGGCACUAAAAACAGUCUGGCCUUGCACCUGAUGGCGCAGGGACUGUACAAUCACGCCACCGUCACGUCAAAGGACGAAAAAUCAGACAGCGAUUGAGAUCCUGAAAAAAAAGCAGCCUCCAUGACGAAAAAGAACCUAUAGUAAUCCUAUGAUAGAUUUUUAUAGAGAUUAAAAAAACACUACUUACAGGUAUAUUUAAUGUUGCAACAGCAGAUACUAUAACUCACCUAAACGGAUGUACAAUGGCUCCACAACACCAUAACAAACACAUAGAAACGAUAAGGUCACUACCACCACUAUUUCUAACACUACCAUAGGUUUCUGUAGGUUCCUAUGGGAUAUUAUAGUGAUUUUUUCGUUUUAUGGGAGGCUUAAUCAAGCCUUCAAUGCAAUAAUAUGACCGAAAAAAGGGCCAGUGUAUACCAGCAUAAAUUGUUUAAAAAAAAACAUAACAGAGAUAUUUCUGCAAUAUCACGUCUAUAAAAGAUGUUGUAUAAAGUUUUGUUUUUUUGUCGUCCCAGCCCCUUUCCUGGAGAAACAAAUGUUCACAAUAUUCAUUUUUAUAUACAGCUAUUCAUGAUUGUCACCAUUUUACACUGAACUGGCACUUGACGUUUUAGAUUUGUCAGUGAAAUGGGGUAAAAAAAAAAAAAAAAAAAAAGAAAAAAUCUGAAGUCCAAAGAAUUUUUUUUUUUCUGCUGCAUCCAGGCUGCUGUGAUUUUACAUAAAUGCUAACACAGUUCUGUUGCCAUGCUUGCUGGUUUUCUUGGUGUAAAACUGGACAUAUGAAGGUGUUGUGUAUCAGCUGCAGAGCUAAUUGGGCAGUAYUUUAUUAUUAAUAUUAUUAUUAUUUUUAAUACAGUUGGUUUUAGGUGGAUAGAAUUAAAUUUUAAUCCCUUAACUACAAAGUUACAGGCCUCGCCUGAACGAUUCUCUCACAGCCUUUAAACAAAUGUGUAAACUCCUUGUUUUGCCAACGCAUCRGUGCAGCUAUUGUUGUUUUAAAUAGCAAUAUUCAUUUUUUUGUAGCUAAAUGAAGGCUAAAAUGCUGCCUCUGAAGUCACAGAAACAACUCUGUAGCAUAAAGACAAUGAUGGCAACCAUUUCUGCGCACUCUKUCCUCUACACGCAGGUUUCUUGGAUGUUCUUGGUAAAUCUUUCUCUAUAUACAUUUUUUUACAUAUUCGUAUAUCAUUAAAAGAAGGGAAAUCUGCCAGUGACUGUAUUACAAAUGUUGGAAAUCUCUUAUUGUUGUUGAAAGGACUUCAUAUGUGUAUUUAUAUAGAUUCUAUUGAGAAAAAAAAUCUAUCCAAUGACCAGUGUUGCUUUAGAGUAGAUAUCUGAGGUGUUUACACUGCUUGUUUAUCUUGCAAUAACUUCUUUUUUGUUUGUUUUCUUUUUUUGUUAUUUUUGUGAAUGAAAAAAWUUGUUUAUGGGGCCUUUUUUGCAUGAAAGCUGCAAUUUGUUGUACUUGGGCAAAUAACUGUGYUUAUAAACUUUGGUCUUUAUCGACAAAAGUAUGAUGGAGCUAAGUUUUUUCAGACUGCAUCCAUACCAAAUUAUGACCGUAUUUCUUCUUUUUUUUUCUUUCCUUUCAAAGUGUUUUUCUCUUUUCUUUCUUUUUUUUUUCUGUUGUGUAUCUGCAAAAAGUGUGUGUGAAAUAAAAGUCCACCAAACCUAAAACACACUUUGCCUUAAAAGUUCAAGUGGGAACUUUUUUUUUUCUGAAACAGAACUGUGCCGAAUCAGAGAAGCAGUAUUACUUCAAAUGCAGACUACUCAAGUUUAUUGCCUUUAUGAAAACUUGCUGGUACGACAUUAUGAAUUUACUCAUCAGCGUAUAUCUAUCUAUAUAUGAACAUGUUUAAAUGAAAUUACGACACAGAGUUGUAGAAUACGAUGCUAUUUUUUAUUUUAUGUUGGAAGUAUUCUUUGGUAUAAAUGUACAUAAUUUGUAUCAUGUAUUAAUUGUGUAAUUAGCUGCCUCCUGAAAACUGCAAAAGAAGAGUAAAAAAAAUAAACCUUGAAGAUUAUACACA